UGAGUGCUUUAUUACAUCCAUUGUAUAUUUGUAUACUUUUUGAGCACAUUGAGAUUUUGAGAGAAGGGAAUUAAAGGAAAUGGGCAAUCACAAGUUACUACUACCACUCUGCAUAUUUGUGUUGGUUCAUUUCAUUAUCUUCGGUGAAUCUGCACCUCAAGGAGCUCUCAUCACACAUCUCCCUGGCUUUUCAGGCAAAUUCCUCUCCCACCAUUACUCAGGAUAUAUAAAUAUUGAUGGAAAAGGUGAGAAUGGGAAGAACCUGUUCUAUUACUUUGUAAGUUCAGAAAGAAAUCCAAGGAAGGAUCCAGUAGUGCUAUGGCUGAAUGGUGGACCUGGGUGUUCCAGCUUUGAUGGCUUUGUUUAUGAGCAUGGGCCAUUCAAUUUCGAGGCUGCAAAAACCAAAGGGAGUCUGCCCAUUUUGCAUCACAAUCCUUACAGCUGGUCCAAGGUUUCCAACAUCAUAUAUUUGGAUUCACCGACGGGUGUUGGGCUCUCUUACUCACAAAACUCAAGCCAAUACAUAACUGGGGACCUACAAACUGCUUAUGAUACCCAUGAUUUCCUCUUAAAGUGGUUUGAGCAAUUUCCAGAAUUCCAGGCCAAUCCAUUUUAUAUUUCUGGGGAGUCUUAUGCUGGAAUUUACGUACCCACUCUAGCUUUGGAAGUUGCUAAAGGAAUCCGGAGACGUAAAAAGCCCGUGAUCAAUUUAAAGGGUUACAUUGUGGGAAAUGGUGUCACGGACCCAAAAUUUGACGGCGACAGUGCUUUUUAUCCAUUUGUGCACGGGAUGGGUCUCAUUUCCGACUCUAUCUAUGAGAGUGUGCAAGCUUCUUGCAAAGAAACUGACUAUAACUUUGAAUCCGAUAGUGAGGGUAGUAGUAGUACAUGCUCUAAGAUCUUGAACAAAAUUUCAAGGGCAAUUGAAGGGCUUAAUGUGUACAAUAUACUAGAACCAUGCUACCAUAACCCUGAUGAAGAAAGAAAUGGAAGUUCUAAGUUGCCAAUGAGUUUCCAAAAAUUAGGGAAAACAGAGAGACCUCUAGCAGUGAGAAAGAGGAUGUUUGGUAGGGCUUGGCCUUUUAGAGCACCAGUCAGAGAUGGCCCUGUUACCUUAUGGCCACAAUUAAUGGCCCAGAUGAGUCAUAGUAGUGGAGUCCCUUGUGUUAGUGAUGAAGUAGCAACCACGUGGCUAAACAGCAAUGAAGUUAGGAAAGCCAUUCAUGCUUCGCGGGAGGCUGGUAACUGGGAUUUAUGCAGUGAUAAAAUAAUUUUCGAACACGAUGCUGGAAGCAUGAUUCCUUACCACAAGAAUCUAACCAAACUGGGUUAUCGAGCACUUAUUUUCAGUGGUGACCAUGAUAUGUGUGUACCAUUUACUGGGAGUGAGGCUUGGACAAGAUCUUUGGGAUACAAGAUUGUGGAUGAAUGGAGACCAUGGAACUCUAAUGACCAAGUUGCUGGGUACUUACAAGCGUACGAGAACAACCUUACCUUCAUCACAAUUAAGGGAGCUGGGCACACCGUGCCGGAAUAUAAGCCACGAGAGGCACUCGAUUUUUACAGGCGUUGGUUGGAAGGAGAAUCAAUAUAAUUGUAAAUUCACCAAUGAAAAUUAUAAUAUAGUUACAAUAAACAUAAAUAUCAUUAUGUGCACAAAGUUGCCAAAUCCUAAUAUCUUCAUUUGUGAUUGAAUAUAAUUUUGUUUGGUCUCCAGGGGGCGGAGCCAGACUUUGAAAUCUGUAGGGGCCAAAUUUUAAAUA
This is a messenger RNA of Cicer arietinum (chickpea), 1763 nucleotides long. RefSeq names its product serine carboxypeptidase-like 20. Gene Ontology annotation, molecular function: serine-type carboxypeptidase activity; acyltransferase activity, transferring groups other than amino-acyl groups. Gene Ontology annotation, biological process: secondary metabolic process; proteolysis. NCBI's taxonomy places the organism in Eukaryota, Viridiplantae, Streptophyta, Magnoliopsida, Fabales, Fabaceae. The record is from RefSeq and is a predicted model, not a curated record.